Molecule: messenger RNA, 2237 nt
Organism: Astyanax mexicanus (Mexican tetra)
Lineage: Eukaryota; Metazoa; Chordata; Actinopteri; Characiformes; Acestrorhamphidae
Exons: 5
Coding region: 371-1084 (237 amino acids)
Source: RefSeq, a predicted model, not a curated record
ACAGUGGGUCUUGAUUUCAGAGAUGAUAAGCGCUGCAGAGGAAAGCUUCUGUUCUGUUCUGCUUCUGUUUUAAUUUUAGCACCAAUUUGAUAAGUUAGACACUGAACAGAAAUGAGGAACUAAAAUAAUGAGGGCCUGACUUUUUACAGAAUUAUAUAUUUCCUGAAUUUGUGUGUGUUUUAGAGAGAGAGAAAAAGCGAGAGAGUGUAGGAAGGUGCUGUUCCACACAUGUGAGGCCACCUCUGCAGUGUGAGGUUGAACAGUGUGGUCAGAAGCAGUUUAACUACCACUUCCUCUCACUUCUUAUGCUGAAGAAAUCUUAUGUUUGACGCUCGGGUCGGCAAGGGAGUGACUGAAUUCGGGCUACAGCAUGAUGAUUGUUCAGCUUCACUUCUGUCUGCUGCUGUGUUGUGGAGCUGCAGAUGGAUUCAGUGAUCUGCAGGUAGAUUUAGGACAGAAUGUGACUAUAAACUGUGAGAUUGGUGUAAAGGAUGUUUACUGGUUCCUGAUGAAGCCGUCACAUCCCACAGUGUAUAUAUUACGCUCUUUCUCAGGCAUGUCCACGGAUGCAGUUUACGGUGACCAAGCCUUCAGAGAAAGAUUCUCCCUGAAGCACAGUGGUAGUUUAUUUAUUCAAAAUAUCACCGUGAAUGAAUUAGGAAUUUAUUACUGCAUAAACCAAGAGUCAUCACAGAAAAUUAGCAACGGAACCAGGCUUUACAACACACUCCAUGCAGACAAUCAUAGCAAUCUGACGAAGGAUCUUGAGGUUAAUCAGAUAAACGACAAACUUGAUGACAAUUUAAAAAAUCCUACUCAUCUACAAAUCUUAUUUAUUGUCUCUGCCAUGCUGAACUUUAUCCUGGUCAUCGCAGUAACAGGUAUUACAGUUCAGUAUUGUAAAAGGACUCAAAAGCCCCAGCCACAGCCGCCAGACUCUACGGCUAGAUCAUCUCCACACCAUCAAGAGGCCAGUGGUGCACAGUAUGAAGAGAUUGAGCUGCCGUCAAACAACAUGAGACUGAUUCAGGUGAACAGCACUUACGCCCUGUUACAGAAGCCAAAACCUCAGAGAGGAGCCUGAAGACUCGCGUUCGUCUCACUGCUGGACAAACCUGUAGGCAUUUAACCGUGUGCAGGAUGUUCGGGACCAGGACUGAGCUAAAAUGGUUAAUAUAAGAUAGUGUUAACCAAGUGAGCAUGGGCGUGUGAGCUGUGCACGAGCUGCUGGCUGUUCAGCGGGGUUUGACACCUCCAUCAACACUUUGGUGAGAUUUUCUUGAAAACCUGCAAAGUUGAUCAUCAGACUGCAUCAGGGGAAGUGUGAUCAGAUGUGUGCACUGCACGUGGGAUGUGUUUUUCUUUUUUCAGGUUACCUUCACGGGGUUUCUUCUCAACACUUCCCAUAUGUUUGUGAGAGCUGGGCUUUUCAAAACACAAAAUCUGGACUAUGUUUUCGGACAAAAAUAAGAGUUUGUUCCGUUUUUUGCUGGAGAAAUUGUCUGUACUGUCCAGGGAAGGAUUUCUACAUGAUAUUAGAACAUUUAAGUUUAAAGGAUCUGACUGCUUUAAGCAGAAACAAGUAGGUUAGCAUAACCAGGAUGUUUACAGCCUACCAUUAGGCAUGGAGCCAACCAGUUCUGGGUUUAUCUAGUCAAGAAUUUCCUGUUCUAUUUUCUAAUUUGCACAUCUGUGUCAGUAAUGGGUGAGUGAAACCUAGUGUAGCUGUGAAUGUAUUCUUCAAAAGAGGUGUCCACAAAUAUUUGGUUAAUGGUGGAACAAACUAACUUACGCUACCAGAGCAGGGGCGUCCUUCCUAAAGACAGAGCUCUUCAAUGAGCACCUACUCUCCUAACACCUCUAACUAACAAACUUACUACUUCUAACCUCAUUUUCUGUAUCCCAAUAUUACCUUUUAGGCUCCUAAAAUAUUUUUGCCAUGGACUUUUAUGCCCUCUAAUGCUAAUGUACAUCAUUAAUUGUAAGAUUAAUUGAAUAAAAGCAUCUGCUAAAUGUAAUGUAAUGAAAUGUACUGUACUGUAUUUAGUAAAAAGACCAGAGAACACAGUUCCUUGGCUCAACAGUUCAAUGUUGGGCGUGUCUUUUUAGCCCUUUAUUCCAGGGGUAUGCUAUUCAUUUUCCCAAGGUGCCACAUGAUAACCUGGGACUGUUUUGGAAAGCUGGAUCAACAGACUAAUCUAAAUGUGGCUUAAUGGUAAUUUUAUUUUUAUUUAAAA